CGUGGUUUGGGUGUUGUUGGUUCUCGAGUGGAAAUAGCAUGGAAUGCUGCGAUGCAGACGACGCCCGCCAAGAAGUUGACGACACGGCAACUCGCAUGCACAAGCUCGUGAUCCGGACCCUUCCCAAGGGGUGCAACCCCAUGCCAGUGUCGUCGACGGACCGCCCGCCGUCGCGCAGUGGCCCCAUGGCACCACCAACGUAUGAAGACGACAACCCAUUUGACGACAUCACCGACGAAAAGCUGCGCCAAAUCAGUGGCAAACAGGAUCUGAAUCGAGUUACGUACCUGCAGCUGACUGUGGACACGCACAAGCAGUCGGUGGAAGCGCUAGGCGAACUCUUGCCGUCGCUGUCACAACUCCGAUUGCAUCAAAGCGUGCUGCACAGCUUCCGUGACUUGGGCACAUCCCUGCAUGGCCUUCAGAUUCUGUGGCUCAUGAGUAGCGGGGUGAAGGACCUCGACGGGAUUGGGGCGCUCACGGGGUUGCGGGAAUUGUACCUCCAGUUUAACGACAUUGUGGACGUGAGUCCGUUGAGCCUCCACGACGAAUUGCACAUCCUCGAUUUGCAAGGCAACCGAGUGCAAGAUAUUGUCCAGAUCGAGCAACUGGGCAUGUGCGUGCAGUUAACGGUGCUCAACUUGGCAGCCAACCCCGUCGCUGCCAUUCCUAACUACCGUCCGAUUGCGUGCAGUUACAUUCCUCAGUUGCAAACACUCGACACUGCACCAGUCGCCCCCUGCGACAGGGUGGAGGUGACGCCAGCGAUGAUUGACCACGCCCUGAGCUACUACUACACCUCCCACCCACCCGUCGGUUCCCAGCGCUGUGACAAGGCGACGGACGAUACUGUCACACCCCUUUGCGACUCUACAUCCCCCAGUGUCACGUCCUCGUUCGAACAGCUCUUGGACACGGCAGCAGCAAAGGGGACGAAAGACCAUCACUCGAGCGCCUUAACCCAUGGAACAGACGUCGUGUUUGCCGGGAAUGUCACGAGCGCACUUCGACGGCGUAGCCACGAGCACUCUUUCCACGUCGAUGGCGACGACAGUAUUCUUCGUCCGGUGACGCCGGCGUCGGCUUUUCCCCCGCGUCCGUCCACGCCCGUCCGUCGUGAAUCCAUUACGGAUACGCUAGAUCGCGCAUCCGAGCUCGACCUAAGCAGCUGUCGUCGACUCAGCUCCAAGUCCCGAGACUCCAUCCUCCACGAGCUUAAAGCGUGGAAAAUGGAGAAUACUGUGGCCACCAUGACAAACAAUCACCACCAUAGUGGCAACGACGACAUAGCUCCAAAGUCCGAAGCACCACACACGACAACAUUGCGACCCUCCACGACUUCGUCGUCCCACGUCCGCGCCACGGCUGUCAAGGAAGCGUUUGGGGACGGAAAUAAACAACACGACUGCCUUUCAAAACAAACCCGGAAAAAGCACAGGACCACGACACGCGGUGUGAGUGGAAGACACCAAGCCACAAAUCCAGUGGAUAUUCUCGUGUUGGAUGACAUGCCAGAGGAAGAGUCGCCUACUCAACGGCAAUGGAAUGUGGACUUGGAAUACUUGUCUCCACGCAUUGGCAUCGUUGCCAAGGUCACACCGAGGCAGUUCAUGCAAUCCCACGACGCCGACGACAGCUCCAGCGAUAGCGAUGACACUAGCGUCCGCCCCAAGAAACCAACGUCGGGGCUGUUCAACGUGGGCGACAGCUUGAACGCGAUCGAAGAGUGGACGGAGCGCAUCACGCGGUCCGAGAAGGAGGAAGGGGCCCCGCUUGCGGUGGCGCCGGUGCAGGAGAGGUGCCGCACGUCCAAACAGCACCACCAUCAGACCCCCCACCAGCAGCAGAAUCUGUCCACGUCAUCUCACAAACCAUCGCAUUCAUCCAGCAAAGGAGGACGGGGAAGUGUCGAAGAAGCAUCCAAUUCGACUUCUCGAGGUCCAAACGUAGCCAGAACUGGCGGUCCUGCCGUGUUGAUGAUAAAACGUGAGGAACUACCAGUCGACUUCUCCAGUUCAAGGUCCAACCACGUCGCAGAGACGAAUACAUACCGCGGAUUGGCUGACGACGACCUCGUCCUGGUGUUGCAAGGCAAGGACAAGCGAUAUGCGAGCCAGUUGAAGACCAAGGACAGCUUUCGGUCGUUCUUCCAAGGCAUUGCCGCUCAGCAUUUAGAAACGUUGCUGCGUCGGGCAUAUGGAGACAAUACCGACAAGGCCCACCGACGGAUGCAGUUGAUGGAAGGAUGGAUGGCUGUCGCGUAAUAUAAUUCAUCAUCGUACCCACCCAUACUUUGUUUGAUGCGAAU
Aphanomyces astaci is the source of this 2308-nucleotide messenger RNA. RefSeq lists its product as hypothetical. The record is from RefSeq and is a predicted model, not a curated record. Gene Ontology annotation, molecular function: protein binding. Lineage: Eukaryota; Oomycota; Saprolegniomycetes; Saprolegniales; Verrucalvaceae. The transcript is spliced from 9 exons. The coding region runs from base 39 to 2264 and encodes 741 amino acids.